AUGACGCUAUUAGAACUUCCUACUGAGUUAAUCCUGCUCAUUGCACUCUCCCUCCCUGAAAGCGCUCUUGCCCAGCUACUACAAGUUCAUCGCUCCCUUUACAAACUUCUCCUCCCGAAUCUUUACCAGCGUCAUCUACGAGAUAGUAAACUUCAAGAAGGGCUCUUCUGGUGCACUGCCACGGGCAAUGAAGCAGCUGUCAAGAAAUUCCUUUACUACGGGGCAGACGUGAACGCCUCCAUGGGCAUACUUUCAAUUCGUCAUGCAAAAAUACCUUUCCAGCCGUGGUUAGAUGUGCAGACACCCCUGAAUAUAGCAGCAAACACAGGAAAUGAUACAAUCGUUGCCUUACUGCUAAGCCAUAGGGCGAACGUUUAUGGAUUCUCUUCCCGUUACUGGGGCACAAGCCAACCAGCUAUAGUAGAUGCCCUGUUAUCGGGCCAUGAGAGCACGGUCCGGCUUUUAUUAUUGCAUGGGUCACCUAUCCAUGAGCCUGGCAUGGAGCAGGGCGGGUUGGUCAACUGCGCAAUAUCCAGGGGGCAAAUUUCUCUUCUCAAAUUGUUAGUUGAGUUCAAGGCUGAUCUCAAUAUUCCCUCGCAGGGAAGUUAUCCUUUGAACAGAGCUGUAUCGUUUCGCAAUCUCUCAACAGACAUAGUUCAGUUCCUGCUGGAUAAUGGCGCAGAUAUAGGUUUAGCGGAUGGUCAUCCUGGUCUCCUGUUAAACCAAGCGAUUUAUGGCACAAUUGAUACUUUGCGCCUAUUGCUUGACCGUGGAGCAACCUAUCCACCAGAUGAUUUGGAGAGGUGGCUCGAGAUAUUAUUUGAUAGGUGUACAGUCGAGACGGUGCAUCUGUUGAUCGAAUACGGUUAUGCGCCGAACAUCGAGAUGCUGUCGAUUGCGGUAAGGGCUCGGCGGGGAGAUAUCCUACAGCUCUUCAUUGACAGCGGUGUGGAUCUAAAUAUGAGAGACACGAGAGGGUUUACUCUUCUCCACACGGCCAUCGUUCGCUGUAUACCCCGAGACCCGCCAAUUAGAAUCGGCGGCAGGAGCACGCGGGUAUCACCUACUUGCAUGAGUGACAAGGUUGAAAAGGAUGCCCCGGAGGAAAUCGUGCGCCGCCUGAUCCGCGGGGGGGGCAGACCUCAAUGCCCUGGACGCGCGGGGGCGCACCCCGCUGGCUCUCGCCAGCGAAUGUCCUCCGGCGAUACAGCAGAUGCUUGUCGAUAA
Molecule: messenger RNA, 1227 nt
Organism: Penicillium cosmopolitanum
Lineage: Eukaryota; Fungi; Ascomycota; Eurotiomycetes; Eurotiales; Aspergillaceae
Product: ankyrin repeat domain-containing protein
Exons: 2
Coding region: 1-1227 (408 amino acids)
Molecular function (GO): protein binding
Source: RefSeq, a predicted model, not a curated record